Messenger RNA from Myripristis murdjan (pinecone soldierfish), 5266 nucleotides. RefSeq names its product large tumor suppressor kinase 1 (gene lats1). Gene Ontology annotation, biological process: peptidyl-serine phosphorylation; hippo signaling; regulation of organ growth. The record is from RefSeq and is a predicted model, not a curated record. Gene Ontology annotation, molecular function: protein binding; protein serine/threonine kinase activity; ATP binding. Lineage: Eukaryota; Metazoa; Chordata; Actinopteri; Holocentriformes; Holocentridae. The transcript is spliced from 8 exons. The coding region runs from base 315 to 3698 and encodes 1127 amino acids.
UGUGUGUGACUUGACGUCGCUGCUGUACUUGUCACUCAGACAUCCCAGGAAUUCAGCACGGCUAGGAACCUGCUAGCUCGGCAUAGUUGGGGGCAUUUUUAGUUUAAAAUCCCGUCUUUGUUAGCCAGAGAGUUUAAAGGACUGUCGCUCUUGUUCAAAAUAAGGAAGGACUCGAGCUACACACACUGCAGCAUGCACAUGUGAAGUGAGACAGCAGAGACAUUGAGACUCGUCUCAGCCCCUUGAUCACGCAGCCAGCCAGCACUGCGUGCCAUCCUGUUCAUCCCUUUAAUCGUCAACAUACAUGUUCUUACAUGAAGAGAGGGGAGAAACCCGAAGGAUACAGACAGAUGAGACCCAAGACGUUCCCCGCCAGCAACUACAGUGGCAACAGCCAGCAAAUGCUGCAGGAGAUACGGGAGAGUCUCCGCAACUUGUCCCGGCCCUCUGACCCACCUAAAGUGGACAUGGCUGGUUCUGGAAAAAUGCUGCCCGAAGACCCUCGGCAACAGGGCCGCUGUAGCAACCCCAAAAACCCCUACCACAAGGCCUUGCAGGAGAUUCGCAAGUCCCUGAUGCCUUUUGCCAAUGAGCCCAGCACUUCAUGCCGGAUGAACGAGAAACAAAUCGACAAGCAGAUGCUGCUGGAGCUCCUGUCUGCUGGGUUUGAGCAGGAAAUGGCGAUCUGUGCUCUGAAGCAGACCAAUAGUCGCAGUAUGGAGGCAGCAAUAGAGUACAUCAGUAAGAUGAGCUACCAGGACCCCAUGAGGGAGCAGAUGGCUGCUAUUGCUGCUCGUCCCGUCAAUGCAGGCAUGAAAACCCCAGGUGCCUCUCAUAUCCAGCAGCCUGUCUUGAGGAGGCCGAGCUGGAAGGGCUCUAAGGAGUCUCUGGCUCCACGGCACGGUCCCAUCAUGGUGGAUGGAAUAAUAUACCGCUCUGACAGCCCUGGACCGCAGGGAGACCUGGCCGCACGACCACCGCCUGCCUUUCCUCAGGGUCACCCAGCUAACAGCCAGAGGGUCAACCCUCCCCUGCCGCCACAGGUGCGCAGUGUCACUCCUCCACCAAACCGAGGUGCCACCCCUCCUCCACCCACCUGGGACAGUAACCCGACAACCAAGCGCUACUCUGGCAACAUGGAGUACCUGGUGCCGCGAAUCUCUCCAGUACCCCAGGGGGCCUGGCCUGAUGGGUACUCAGCCCCGGCUCCUCAGAACCAGCGUGGUAUUAGCCCAGUGCCCAUUGGCCGCCAGCCAAUCAUAAUGCAGAGCUCUGGGGGGAAUAAGUUCACCUUCCCCUCUGGCUGGUCCCAGAACGGCACCCCUCAAGCCGACCACAUGAGUGGGGGCAGUCGUCAGCCCCCUCCCCCAUACCCUGUCAACCAGAGCAGCCGGCAGAGCCCAACUGACCAGCAGAUGCAGGCUGGAGGACCUGCAUCCUCUCCCUCUUAUGUCAAUGGAGGCAGCCUCCCUCAGUCCAUGAUGGUUCCCAACCGGAACAGUCACAACCUCGACAUGUACAACAUUGGCCCUCCUCAGUCCUGGUCCCAAGCCCCACUGGCCCCCACCCAGCCUCAGUCUUCCCCCGGUAACAGCAGCAACCAAGACCUGUCUCCAUCAUGGCAGCACAACAUUCCUGUCCGCUCCAAUUCCUUCAACAGCCACCAGCUGAGCGCCAGACCGGCGCACCCGGCCAGCUCCCAGCCCUCUGCCACAACAGUCACUGCCAUCACCCAGGCCCCCAUCCUGCAGCCGGUCAAAAGCAUGCGUGUCCAGAAGCCUGAGCUGCACACCGCUGUUGCUCCCACACAUCCCCCGUGGAUGCAGCAGCCACCUCCCCCUCCACCUGCAAACACCUACCCAGAGCCCCCGACCCCUGUGCCUCAGAUUCCUGUAGUAGCAGAGGUGCCUAGCUAUCAGGGUCCCCCACCUCCCUAUCCUAAACACCUCCUUCAGCAAGCAACUGCACCCUGCCCGCCGGCCUAUGACCCUGCAGCCAGUAAGCCCGGUGGCGGGAAGGACGAGCUGGCUGAGGAGGAAGAGGGCAGCAGUGGCAGCAGCUCUGGAGACAAGGUAGCAGAAGGCCUUGAUGGCAACUUAGGGGUAGAGAAGGAGAAGAAGCAAAUCACUACUUCUCCUGUCCCUGUUCGCCGCAACAAGAAAGACGAGGAGCGGAGGGGAGAGUCCUCCAGAGUCCCACUUUACUCCCCGCAGGCCUUCAAGUUCUUCAUGGAGCAGCAUGUGGAGAAUAUAUUAAAGAACCAUCAGCAGCGCAUCCGGAGGAGGAAGCAACUGGAAAGUGAGAUGCAAAGGGUGGGGCUGUCACUGGAUGCUCAGGAGCAGAUGCGUAUGAUGCUCUGUCAGAAGGAAUCCAACUACAUCCGGUUGAAGAGGGCCAAGAUGGAUAAGUCCAUGUUCAAGCGGAUCAAGACGCUCGGCAUUGGCGCUUUUGGUGAGGUUUGCUUGGCCAGGAAAGAGGACACAGGAGCACUGUACGCCAUGAAGACACUACGUAAGAAAGACGUGCUGCUGAGGAACCAGGUGGCCCACGUCAAGGCUGAGAGGGACAUCCUGGCCGAGGCCGACAACGAGUGGGUGGUGCGUCUCUACUACUCGUUCCAGGACAAGGACAACCUGUACUUUGUCAUGGACUACAUCCCUGGAGGAGACAUGAUGAGCCUGCUGAUUCGCCUGGGCAUCUUCAAGGAGGAGCUGGCCCAGUUCUACAUCGCCGAGCUCACCUGUGCCGUGGAGAGUGUUCACAAGAUGGGCUUUAUCCACCGUGACAUCAAGCCGGACAACAUCCUUAUAGACCGAGACGGACACAUAAAGCUCACAGACUUUGGUCUCUGCACUGGCUUCCGCUGGACGCAUGACUCCAAGUACUAUCAAAGUGGGGACCAUGUCAGGCAGGACAGCAUGGACUUCAGUAAGGAAUGGGAAGACCCAGCUAACUGCCGCUGUGGAGACCGGCUCAAACCUCUGGAGAGGAGGAAGGCCAGGCAGCACCAGCGUUGUUUGGCUCACUCACUAGUGGGGACACCCAACUACAUCGCCCCAGAGGUGCUGCUCCGAACAGGAUACACCCAGCUCUGUGACUGGUGGAGUGUUGGUGUCAUCUUGUAUGAAAUGGUUGUCGGGCAGCCUCCCUUCUUAGCAACCACUCCCCUCGAAACCCAGCUGAAGGUGAUAAGCUGGCAGAGCACGCUGCACAUCCCCCCUCAAGCAAAGCUGAGCCCAGAGGCGUCAGAUCUCAUCAUUAAAUUGUGCCGUGGCCCUGAGGACCGGCUGGGCAAGAACGGGGCAGACGAGAUCAAGGCUCAGCCUUUCUUCAAGACCAUCGAUUUCUCCAGCGACCUGCGGCAGCAGGUGGCGCCCUACAUCCCCACCAUCGCACACUGCACGGACACCUCCAACUUCGACCCGGUGGACCCAGACAAACUGUGGAGCAGCGACAAUGAGGGAGAGGGCAACCACAAUGACACCCUGAAUGGCUGGUUCCGCAACGGCAAGCACCCUGAACACGCCUUCUAUGAGUUCACCUUUCGCCGAUUUUUCGAUGACAACGGCUACCCGUACAGCUGCCCUAAACCCAUCGAGUACGAGGGCUACAGCGAAGACGAGCCGGACUCAGAGGGCCCAGUGCAGGAGGAGGCCGGCUGCCCAACUCCUCAGGGCCGAGACCUGGUCUAUGUUUAGUUCUCUGGCCUCUUGAGCUGUUUGUGCAUUCUGGAGUGUGUGUGUGUGUGUGCGUGCGUGUGUGUGUGUGUGUGUGUGUGUUGUGUUAGGGGUUGUUACGGCACAGCAUUUGAAACCUAGCUCAUAGGAAGUAAAAGUACCUGUUUGAGGAGCAGACACUACAUUUUAGGCUUUCAGUUCUGUAGCGCCCAUGGUGAGUACAGGUACGGCUUCACACUGCAGCUCAGUCAGUGAGAUGUACAGGGUCUGCGUGAGGCGAGCUGCCACAAAACGAGAGGAAGUGAAAGCAGAAAGCAUCAGGGUGCUCUCCUUGACAACCAGCAAACCCCUGUAAGCCUUUAUUUAUUUAAGAAAUUGUAACUGUUGAUGCUAGUUUAGAUACUGUUUGUUUAUGGGGAUUUUGUUGUUGGAAUGUGCUUUCAUCCUAAUUUAUAUCUUAAGAAGUCUGUUGCUGCAAUGGGGAUUUAGUGAUAUGACUUGUAGAAAAUUGCAGGGAUAAAUUUCUCUUAUUUUUCACUGCUGUGCCUUUUGAUCUUUUGCUGUCUUUCACCAAAUAUAGGGGGGUUAAUAAUCAGACUGGCAUUUUACAAUGAGAAAUAGAUUUAGUUGAUUGAACUAGGUUUUUAUUGUUUAUUUUUCUAAUUUAUACCUAAAAUGUAUUUAUAAAUUAAGUUGUAUACAGUUGAUGUAAAUAUUUUUAUCUUCCCUGUCAGCUGAUUCCUCCCCCUCCUUAGGGCAGGCCCUCUUCAGUGUCCACUAUUUCUGCCUCUCCUCCUCUGUUCAUCUCCAUCUGUGAUUUGUUGUGUGCUUUCCCUCUCUUGUAUAGCCAACCCCAAAACACCUUCAACACUUAGACAGGAGAGCUGGUGGCUUUAAUUUAACUCACAUUUCUUCAUUGCCAUUCCAGCUUUGUGUUCACCUCUCAACCAAAGCACUAAAUACAUGUUUUGUUUUGUUUUUUAACAUUAAGCAGCCCCAAUUUUUUUUUUUUUUUUUUUUUUUAAUGAAGCUCAUAUGACAAUAAAACUAAUUUUUAGGCUGUCAUUCAAAAUACCUGCUUGUGCGCUCCUAACCGCUGAAGCCUACAGUAUCUAUACAGUCAGUCUGACACUGUGAUGACCUGGGGAGGCUCUAGUGACACAGCAUAGCCAGUAGCUUGAACCCCAAUUUCUUCCAAGUAAGUUUUGGAGCUUUUCUCACUCUUCUGCAGCCUAUCUUGCAGUUCCUGUCUUUGAAUACCACUGCAUCCAGCUGUCGCAUGUUGACUUUUGCAUUCCUCUGUACUGAAAAAAGGAAGAAGAAAAAAAAUGGAUUGAUGGACUCACAGUGGAGAGCACUGCUCUCUGUCACAUAUCAUGACACUAUUGUAUCCCCUUGUUGUUUUUUUGUUAAAAAAAAAAAAUCUAUGAAUGUAGUUAUGUAAUGUGGUGACCACUGGCAUUCUGCACUGGUUUUGUGUAAUCAUGUAGCCUAAAGGUGAGAUAAUUUUAUUUUUGUGUACAUUUUGUGCUCUGGGAGGAUGGGUACAGGGAAGAGGGUGAUCAAUAAAGAAUGUAAAGAACAAAGCA